CUCAUGCCUUACAAAAAACUGAGGGGAAAUUUUUGUGUUUGAGCACAUCAUUCUUGUUCUUGCAGGUGAAAAUACAGAUGGAACACUUAUUUUAUUGUAGACUGUACUUUAACUUUUGCCACUCAAGUCAACAUGACUCCCGUGAUCCCAUGUUCUAUUAGCAGCAUUACACUCAUUCCCAGAGCUGCCUUUUCAGUAAGGAAGAACACUAGUUUAACAAGAUGCAGUUCAUCAAGGAAACACACAAGAUAUGCUUCACCCUUACAAAGAUUUAUCAUACCUCUGUCAACCUGUGUUACAUCAUUUCCACAAUACAGAACAGGGUGUGCUUUACAUAGCAAACCUGGAAUCUAUAUAUCAGCCACAGGGACUGAUGUACCAGUGGAGCAAUCUGAUUCACCUGUGGUAGAAGUUUCAAGUGGAGGCUCAGAAAUUCAAAUGGAAUCUGAAACAAGCGAAAAUUCUACAAGCAAAGAUUCCAUUCCUGCUCCAACUUAGUCCAAACAAACAAGGCCUGUUAGAAAAAGUGAGAUGCCACCUGUCAAGAAUGAGGAGCUUAUUCCUGGUGCAAUGUUUACUGGG
Messenger RNA from Durio zibethinus, 582 nucleotides. Lineage: Eukaryota; Viridiplantae; Streptophyta; Magnoliopsida; Malvales; Malvaceae. The record is from RefSeq and is a predicted model, not a curated record.